CCAUUUACUCAUACAGCGGGCGAUCGUCUCUUGGACAUUCCGUGCAAGGUAUGCGGCGAUCGUAGUUCCGGCAAACAUUAUGGCAUUUACAGUUGUGAUGGUUGCUCAGGUUUCUUUAAACGGAGCAUUCAUCGUAAUCGUAUAUACACCUGCAAGGCGACGGGUGAUCUGAAGGGUCGCUGUCCCGUGGAUAAGACUCAUCGCAAUCAAUGUCGUGCCUGUCGCCUGGCCAAGUGCUUUCAAUCGGCCAUGAAUAAGGAUGGUAAGUGAAAGUUUAACAAGUCUUCCACCCAAAAUACACUUAAUUAUGCAGGAAAUUAACUCUAGCUUGGGCAUAAAUUACAUUAAACUCAAAAACCAAAAUGCCGCGGGCUGUUUUAGCAGCCGCAAAAAUCUCCAU
Molecule: messenger RNA, 400 nt
Organism: Drosophila willistoni
Lineage: Eukaryota; Metazoa; Arthropoda; Insecta; Diptera; Drosophilidae
Product: protein dissatisfaction-like
Exons: 2
Biological process (GO): regulation of transcription by RNA polymerase II; anatomical structure development; cell differentiation
Molecular function (GO): zinc ion binding; nuclear receptor activity; RNA polymerase II cis-regulatory region sequence-specific DNA binding
Source: RefSeq, a predicted model, not a curated record